Messenger RNA from Mesoplodon densirostris (Blainville's beaked whale), 2581 nucleotides. RefSeq names its product nucleophosmin 1 (gene NPM1). NCBI's taxonomy places the organism in Eukaryota, Metazoa, Chordata, Mammalia, Artiodactyla, Ziphiidae. Gene Ontology annotation, biological process: positive regulation of transcription by RNA polymerase II; ribosomal small subunit export from nucleus; ribosomal large subunit export from nucleus. The record is from RefSeq and is a predicted model, not a curated record. The coding region runs from base 138 to 917 and encodes 259 amino acids. Gene Ontology annotation, cellular component: ribonucleoprotein complex; nucleoplasm; nucleolus. Gene Ontology annotation, molecular function: chromatin binding; histone binding; RNA binding. The transcript has 11 exons.
UCCAGGUUGCUAUAUAUGUGCGCAGGGAGCCCGCGUCCUUUCCCUGGUCUGAUUCCGUCCUGCGUGACUGUUCUUUCGAACGGUAGUCUUUUAUCUCCGUCCACUUUCUCUCCCACCGAAGUGCGUGCCACCAACCCAUGGAAGAUUCGAUGGACAUGGACAUGAGCUCCCUGAGGCCCCAGAACUAUCUUUUCGGUUGUGAACUAAAGGCCGACAAAGAUUAUCACUUUAAGGUGGAUAAUGAUGAAAAUGAGCACCAGUUAUCUUUAAGAACGGUCAGUUUAGGGGCUGGCGCAAAGGAUGAAUUGCACAUUGUCGAAGCAGAGGCCAUGAAUUAUGAAGGCAGUCCAAUCAAAGUAACACUGGCAACUUUGAAAAUGUCUGUGCAGCCAACGGUUUCCCUUGGGGGCUUUGAAAUAACACCACCUGUGGUCUUACGGUUGAAGUGUGGUUCAGGGCCUGUGCAUAUUAGUGGACAGCACUUAGUAGCUGUGGAGGAAGAUGCAGAGUCAGAAGAUGAAGAGGAGGAGGACGUGAAACUCCUAAGUAUAUCUGGAAAGCGUUCUGCCCCUGGAAGUGGUAGCAAGGUUCCACAGAAAAAAGUAAAACUUGCUGCUGAUGGAGAUGAAGAUGAUGAUGAUGACGAUGACGAUGAUGAUGAAGAUGAUGAUGAUGAUGACUUUGAUGAUGAGGAAGCUGAAGAAAAAGCUCCAGUAAAGAAAUCUGUACGAGAUACUCCAGCCAAAAAUGCACAAAAAUCAAACCAGAAUGGAAAAGACUCAAAACCAUCAACACCAAGAUCAAAAGGUCAAGAAUCCUUCAAAAAACUGGAAAAAACUCCUAAAACACCAAAAGGACCUAGCUCUGUAGAAGACAUUAAAGCAAAAAUGCAAGCAAGUAUAGAAAAAGCGCAUUGAACAAUCCUGGGCACUACUGGUAAAUUAAACCCAAAGAUGGGGAGAGAGGAAAAGGAGAGACAAAUGUAGUCCAAACUGAGUAUCAUCAACAAUCCAGACUGAAGUCUUCUAUUUUAACUCAAUCCCCUUUCCUGAUUUGCCACCCACCCAUGCCCCCCUUCCAGGCUGGAAGCAAUCUCUUGAUCUCCUAAAACACUUUCUUUUGACUGCUGUGAUUCAGUGAACCUUAUACUUUGCUUUCUAUUACUUGUGCAUUUGCCUCACCUCUCUGACCAUAUUUUAAUCACCUUUGUAUCUCCCUAGCUGCUCAAUAAAUAAUUUGAAUCAAAUAAGAAUGUAUGUGACAAUAAUUUAAAAGUGUAAUUAUAGUGAGGUUUAUUUUCUAGGUGAUGAGGCAGUUAAGUAUCUUACACCAUACCUGAAGCCUUCUUGAUCUUUUUAAAAUGCACAGAAGAUUCAGGUUACAGGGAAAAUCAAAAUUUAGUUAUCACAAUAGGAAACAAAAGUGAAAAAAUGAGUGCGUUAAGAUAAUUCCAGAGCAGAGAUAAAUAUAAACAUUUCAAGAUUUUUGAAAAUAUUUGUGACAUAUACUUUGAAAAUAAUUUGGUGUUACUACUAUUGUGCUUUCUUCCCUGUGCCCAUAAUUGAAAGGAAUGGCGAAUUUUAGAGUUUAGUGAAAUGUAAUAAAGUCUUCCCCCCAUUUGACUUCAUAUACCCCCUGAAUUGACUCCCAGGUUAGCACUGUGCUGGACCUGGGUUUUUGGUACAUAUUAAGUGAUCUUUUUAACAAUUUUCGUCACUUGUACACGAUACCCAAAGGGGCUAUACUUUUUUUUUUGUAUUUGGUCCUGGGUGGUAGAGGGUGGUGAUAAAGCCGACUUGUUAGAUAAAUACAGUAGGCAGUCAAGUUGAUGGUUGAGUGCCUGAAGAAUCACAAGCAUAUCUUAUACUUUGUGUUUAUAGAGUGGCUGGGUGGGGGCAGGAAAUUUGAAACUUGGACAAACCUUACUCAGUAUGAGAGUACUUGUGGAAGACCCCGAGGUCCUAAUAUGUUGUACAAACAUGUCUUUCUAGGCCUAAAAAAGGAUUUAUUCAGUAUUAAACUGAAGGAGUUGAAGAGACAAGGAAUGAAUCACAAUGAUCCAUAUAAUAAACACUCAAAUCUGAGGAAUUUCAUAACAAUCUCCCUCAAAAAUAGUGUUUCUAUACUUACUCUUAAUAAUGCUUUUGUCUCAAUAGGGUGGUUCCCUUCCCAAAGUGGAAGCCAAAUUCAUCAAUUAUGUGAAGAAUUGUUUCCGGAUGACUGACCAGGAGGCUAUUCAAGAUCUCUGGCAGUGGAGGAAGUCUCUUUAAGAAAAUAGUUUAAACAGUUUGUUAAAAUUUUCCGUCUUAUUUCAUUUCUGUAACAGUUGAUAUCUGGCUGUCCUUUUUAUAAUGCAGAGUGAGAACUUUCCCUACCGUGUCUGUUAAAUGUUGUCCAGGUUCCAUUGCCAAGAAUGUGUUGUCCAAAAUGCCUGUUUAGUUUUUAAAGAUGGAACUCCACCCUUUGCUUGGUUUUAAGUAUGUAUGGAAUGUUAUGAUAGGACAUAGUAGUAGUGGUGGUCAGACAAAUGGAAAUGGUGGGGAGACAAAAAUAUACAUGUGAAAUAAACUCAGUAUUUUAA